Argentina anserina (silverweed cinquefoil) is the source of this 1861-nucleotide messenger RNA. RefSeq names its product transcription factor DIVARICATA-like. Gene Ontology annotation, molecular function: DNA binding. The record is from RefSeq and is a predicted model, not a curated record. Lineage: Eukaryota; Viridiplantae; Streptophyta; Magnoliopsida; Rosales; Rosaceae. The coding region runs from base 522 to 1496 and encodes 324 amino acids. The transcript is spliced from 2 exons.
CUCUCUAUUCACUGCUUUCACCCUCUCAGUCUCUCACCACUUCCUCAUCAAACAAAUCCCGCUUCUUCUGCUCUGCAGCUCCUUUCUCUUCUUUCUCCACCUUCCUGUAUUUGGGUCUGGUUUUCUCUUCUUGGGUGUGCAUACACUUUCAGUUUUUCUGUACGCAAAAUCUCACUUCCUGAAAAUUGAUCUGGGUUUAUCAUUUUGCUUUUUGUGUGAUCUUUCUGCCUUUGAAUCUGAUAUAGGGUUUUAGGGUUUAUGCUUCUACAAUCCAAGAUCUAAUCUUUUCAAAUUGCUUAUCGCACGUCCCUCUUGUUUUGGAAAGUUUCCCCCUUUCACAGAUUCCUCAACUUAUAUAUGCUUGUUUCAAAAGCACACUGAGAUUCCCUUCCAAAUGCAACUCCUCCUUGAUUAAUUCAUUAAAGACCUCCACUUCUCUGCAUUUCCUAUCUGGGUUUUCUCUCUCUUUGAGCUUUAUAUCAAAGAGAGAGAGCAAAGUUACGCCAUUACUUCCCUAUUCUAUGCGUUUCAAUACAAACACUUAUAUAGGAACCAACAUGUACAGGGGAAUUGAAGUUCUUUCUCCAGCCUCCUAUAUCCAGAACUCGAAUUGGUUGUUUCAAGAAAGCAAAGGAACCGAGUGGACCGCUGAAGAGAACAAGAAAUUUGAAAAUGCUCUGGCUCUUUAUGACAAGGACACCCCCGAUCGAUGGCAAAAGGUAGCUUAUUUGAUCCCUGGAAAGACCGUAGGCGAUGUGAUCAAGCAGUACAAGGAGUUGGAAGAAGAUGUGAGUGAUAUUGAGGCUGGUCUUAUCCCAAUUCCUGGGUAUUCCAGUAAUAAUUCUUUCACAUUGGAGUGGGUUGACGAUCAAGGCUUCGAUGGAUUGAAGCAAUAUUAUAGUGUUGGUGACAAGAGAGGCUCGUCAACUCGGCCUUCUGAGCAAGAAAGGAAAAAAGGUGUACCAUGGACUGAAGAAGAGCACAGGCAAUUUCUGAUGGGACUGAAAAAGUAUGGUAAAGGUGACUGGAGAAAUAUAUCUAGAAAUUUUGUGACCAGUAGAACACCUACCCAAGUAGCAAGUCAUGCACAAAAGUACUAUAUCAGGCAACUUACAGGAGGCAAAGACAAGAGGAGGUCUAGCAUUCAUGACAUCACAACCAAUAAUCUGUCAGAUACCAAAUCUGGAUCACUAGGGAGUAGUCAGAGUACUACUAAUAGAUCUCCUUCACAAGAUCAUGAUUCUUCAGUUGUGGUUCAGUCACAACAGCAACAUCCAAAGGUGAGUAACAAUACUCAGCAAUUUGACUGGAAAGUGUCGAAUGAGGGUCCGCAUAUGGUCUUCAAUUCAAUGAAUGGGAGUGCGAUCCUUGGACCUUUCUUUGGAAUUUCUUCUCAUGCACCUAAGCUUGAGGAGCAAGAUUUCUUCAGUGGCCGUUCCUUUCAUGGAUCUCAGUUUGAUCAUCACAAUGCGCGUUUUGAGAUGCAAUAUCAGUGAAGCUAUAUGUAUCACCUCUAUGUAUCCAUAGGUCGGAGGUUGGAGUGCUAGAGGUGCCAAAUUGCCAGUCUUAAUUGUGUGAGAGCUCACAUCGUUCGAUUUAUCUACGUAGAAUCAGUUGCAGCUAGUGGUUGUGGUUUAAUUCAAACAAGUUGGUCUUGACUUCGAUUGACUAAUCGUUAGUUUUAGAUUCUACAGAAUUAGUUCAUUGUGAUUUAAGAUAUUUCAAGUUCUGAAGUCUUAUCCAAUAGAGGGAGUUUGUUUAUAUCAAGCUUGAGCUUUUAUCACUUGUGAUUUUCUGGUUGUAUGCUUAUGUGUUUCAGAUGGGGUUGUUAAGAAUAGUCGAACUGAAAUUGAGUUUUGCA